AUGGCGGACGGCAGCAGCUCGGACGACGAUGAGUUGGAGCUGGCCGACUUGGAGGGCCUGCGGCUGGAGCUGGAGGCGCUGCGGCAGGAGCUGGGGGACGGCUUCGUUGCGUACCAAGACCCCGGCGAGGAGCUGGACGAGUCCGACGCCGAGGAGGACGAGGCGCCACCGCUGCCGGGCGCCGCGUCGUCGGCAGCCGCUCCGCCUCCCUCAACCCUGCAGCCCGCUUGCCAGGCAGACAGGGAAACGGUAGCUGAGGAGAGCGAGGAAGAUGAGGACGAGGGCGAGGCAGGAGGUGCACAAGAUGAUGCGGAGGAGGAGGAGCUCUGGCAGCGGCGUGAAGCGACGGCCGAGGAGCAGCAGCAGCGGCGUGAAGCGGAGGAAGAGAGGCGGCACGAGCGGCAGGACGAGGCAGACGAGCGCCAGCAGGCCGUGCAGCACGUGGCCGCUGCUCUGCAGCACCCACAGGCAGCCGGGACGGGGCCCAGGAGAGUGUACAACCGUCAGGUGCUGGUUCCUGCACCGACGCCUGUGGCGCCGCAGCAGGAGCAGAAGAAGAAGAAGCCCCACCAACAGCAGCAGAAGCAGCCACAGCCACAGCAGCAACAGAAGAAGCAGCCGCAGCAACAGAAGCAACAGAAGCACCUGCAGCAACAGCAGCAAAAGAAGCACAUGCAGCAACAGCAGCAAAAGAAGCAGCAGCAGCAGAAGAAGGCCAAGCUGCAUGUGGUGCUGGGCAGCAAGGCAUCCAAGGCAGCCGCUGGGGCUGGCAAGAAGCAGCAGGGCAAGGCGACCCACGCGACGCGGCAGCGCAAGAGCAAGCCCGCUGCCGAGGACGAGGAGGGCGCGCCUGAGCCGCGGCCAGCGGCAGAGGCCGAAGAGAGGACAGAGGAGGCACCGCCGGCCAGCAAGCUGCAGACGAUCCGGGAUGCGCUGGAGGCAAACCUCCAGCUGCAGGGGAGGCUGCGCCGCCUGCUGGCAUCCACCGACCGUGCCAUCGACCGCAACGCCGCCGUCCUGCUGCAGGUACGGUCGCUGAAAGCCAAGAAGAGCGCCCCCCCCGCCGUGGCCACAGUGGCAGCCAGCGCGGAGCCAGCUCAGCUGCAGGCCCCCAUUGGCACCAGCUGGUUCUGGGGCGGCAGCGCCGGGGCAGGCGGCCAGGGGGUGCCGCCCAACCCUGAUGCCCAAGCGCUGCUGCCGCUGUACAGCCACCUGCCCUUCAGGCAAGCGCUGGCGGCCUGCCGCAGCUUCCGCGGCGCCCGGUGGAGCGAGGAGGAGCAGCAGCGGCUGCGGGACGGCGUGGUGCAGCUGGUGCAGGAGUUCCAGCUGCAGGAUGUGAUGCAGGAGAUGCAGCAGCGGCUGGAGAGCGGCGGCGCCGUCGGCAUGGCAGACUACGAGGCCAGCCGCCAGCGCAUCGCGGCGCUCACCCUGCACUCGCCAGGCACGCCGCAGGGCGAGGUCGUGGACCAGCUGGCCGCCGGGUUCCGCGAGGAGGAUUGGGCCACCCUUGUGCAGCGCUCCCGCCUGCACCGCACCACCACCGAGUGCCGCCUGCAGUGGACCAACAGCCUGGCGCCCAGCCUGAGCCAGCGGGAGUGGACUGCGCAGGAGGACCAGCAGCUGCGGCUCCUGGCUGAGCAGCACAACGCGCGCGAGUGGGAGGCGGUGAGCCGUGAGCUGGCGGCCGCCACGGGCGGCGGCACGCGCCCGCCGCUGGCCUGCCUGCAGCGCCACCAGCUGCUGGCGGCCGCGGCGGCCAAGGAGGGGGUCAAGUUUGAGGCGGGCGAGGACAUGGCACGCCUGACGCAGCUGGUGGCCAAGCACGGCAGCGCCUGGAAGAGAAUCGCCGAGGAGUUUGCGGGCGGCUUUGACCCCGACCAGCUCAUGCACAUCUGGCGGCGCCACGCGCAGCGCGGCCCCGUGGCCCGCAAGGGCAAGUGGGCGCAGGAGGAGGAUGAGGCCCUGCUCAAGGCCAUGGCGCUGCACGGGCGCAAGUGGUCGCUGGUGGCGCGCCUGGUGCCGGGGCGCACCGACGUGCAGUGCCGCGAGCGGUACAUCAAUGUGCUGGACCCAGGCGUGGCCACCUACCGUCCCUGGAACGGGGAGAGCGACCGGCGCCUGCUGGCCCUGGCCACCCAGCACACACAGCCCGACGGCAAGAUAAAGUGGUCUGCGGUGGCUGCGGGCCUGCCGGGCCGCACCGACAAGCAGUGCUCGAUACGGUACAAGGCGCUGACCAGCGGGGAGUCUGGCGGUAAGGAGCGCAAGCCUCGCAAGCGGGCCAAGGAGGGCGGCGGCGGCGGUGGCCGUGGCGGCAAGCAGCGGCGCACGGCCGCCGCCGCCGACGGCGGGGAGGGCCCCAGUGCCGAGGGUGGCGGCGAGGAGGGCGGCACCGGAGAGGGCGGCGAGGCCAGCCCCCCGGGCGAGGGUGGUGCGCUUCGCUUGCGGCGCACGCGGCGGCGGCCCGCCCGGCUGGCCUCUCCUGAAGCCGACGAAGAGGAGCGGGAGGGGCAGAGGGCGCAGCAGCCUGAGGAGGCCGUGGUGGCAGUGGAGGAGCCUAAGCAGCAGCAGCAGCAGCUGCAGGAGCAGCAGCAGGAGCAGCAGGAGCAGCAGCAGGAGCAGCAACCAAUGGAUGUGGAUGGGCUGGGGGCGGUGCAGGAUGUGCAGCAGCAGCAGCAGGUCCGGCAGCCCCACCGGCAGCACCAGCAAACGCAGGACGAGAAGCAGCGGCAGCCCGCCAAGAAGCAGCGCGGGCGAGCCGGUGCGGGCGCAGGGGAAGGGCAGGGGGCGGCGGCCCAGCCCUCGGCGGCGGCCCAGCCUCCUUUGGCCGCAGACGUGACCGCCGCGCUUGGCUGCCAAAAGACGGAGGAGCCAGCGCUGCUGCCCGCGCCUCCGCCAGCCACGGCCUCGGUGCUCCCCUUUGCUCCCGCCGCCGCUGUGGGGCAGGUGGCGGCGUGGUGA
Messenger RNA from Chlorella variabilis, 2961 nucleotides. RefSeq lists its product as hypothetical. The record is from RefSeq and is a predicted model, not a curated record. Bases 1 to 2961 code for a protein of 986 amino acids. Lineage: Eukaryota; Viridiplantae; Chlorophyta; Trebouxiophyceae; Chlorellales; Chlorellaceae. The transcript is spliced from 14 exons.